Molecule: messenger RNA, 3201 nt
Organism: Loxodonta africana (African savanna elephant)
Lineage: Eukaryota; Metazoa; Chordata; Mammalia; Proboscidea; Elephantidae
Gene: SOCS2
Product: suppressor of cytokine signaling 2
Exons: 3
Coding region: 1136-1732 (198 amino acids)
Biological process (GO): phosphatidylinositol phosphate biosynthetic process; intracellular signal transduction
Cellular component (GO): phosphatidylinositol 3-kinase complex
Molecular function (GO): 1-phosphatidylinositol-3-kinase regulator activity
Source: RefSeq, a predicted model, not a curated record
UGGAAUAAUUGAGAGCUUAGAGAAUCUUAGGGGAUGUACUGGUUCUUAAAGGUAUCGAGCAUCGAACUAUACAUACGCUCACAUGGAAUAUGGUAUGUUCAUUCACUCCAGUCCCUCAUUCAGAACCUGAGUUCAGCUCCUUAAUUUCACAGAAAAGGCCCAAAGAGGGUAAAUAGCUCUGUGCUAAAUUACUCAGCUGCUUUGUAGAGGGCUUUAACCGGGGGUUAAUUAGCUCCCUCCCUCCCCUUCAAAGAUUCUUUCUAAAAAACCUAACUUGUCUCCGUGCACACGACUGCACUGUUGACAAAGCCCUUUAAUAGCUGGAAAACGCCCCCCAUCUGACUCACCAGUUUAUCAUUUGUAUAGAGUUAUUUACUCAAAAGCGGGAAAACUAUCGAGAAAACCAUUUGUCCCCGACUCCAGAACCCGGGAGUCUGGGAGCUGGUCCACGCUUCCUCCCAGAACCAGCAGGGGGGGCACCAGACAAGGUUUGUAAGCCGCGCCUCCCCCGCGUCUCCUCCCCUUCCUCGCCCAACUUCCCCGUAGCCACCGCUUCCACUGAAGUGGCCAUUGACCUUUAGAGCAGUGAUGCAAUAGUAUAGUAUUUCAAAGAAAAAUAGUUAUCUAAAUUUUGGAUCCGGUUUUCCGUGAAUGUUAAUACUUUUUAAAAAGUAGGUCACAUUUAAAGUAGGUCACACUUCGGGGGCGGGCAUGCAGGCAAGAUGCGUUUCCAACUAAGACCAGGCGGCAUCCAACGGGGUGGGAGGAGGCGAGUGUCCCCAGCAGGAAAGAGGUGCCAAGAUCCUUCCGAAUUCCCGGCUCUGAAGCUUUAGUCCUACAGGGAAUUGCAGAGACUAGCCCUUUCCUGACUGCGGGCACCGAGGCCCGCCAGCCUAUACCUCCCGGGCGCGCAGGCAAACUGUGGGUGACCACUCCUGCGGGGGACUUUGCUGUCGGUCUGCUCAGCCCUGGGGAGGAAGAACCGGCAGCUUCCCACCCCUCCCCCUCCUCUACCGUGUCGGAUACCCCGUAGGGACUCGUUUUGGGGUUCCCGCUGACUUUGAGGACGGACGCGUGCCCACCUCUGACCCCAGCUCGGGCGGACACCUGUCUUUGCCGCGGUGACCCUUCCCCCAUGACCCUGCGGUGCCUCGAGCCCUCCGGGAAUGGCGCGGAAGGGACGCGGAGCCAGUGGGGUAUCGCGGCCUCGGCGGAGGAGCCGUCUCCGGAGGCAGCGCGUCUGGCGACGGCCCUGCGGGAGCUCAGUCAAACUGGAUGGUACUGGGGAAGUAUGACUGUUAAUGAAGCCAAAGAGAAAUUAAAAGAGGCACCAGAAGGAACUUUCUUGAUUAGAGAUAGUUCGCAUUCAGACUACCUACUGACAAUAUCUGUUAAAACAUCAGCUGGACCAACUAAUCUGCGAAUUGAAUACCAAGAUGGGAAAUUCAGAUUGGACUCAAUCAUAUGCGUCAAGUCCAAGCUUAAACAGUUUGACAGUGUGGUUCACCUGAUCGACUACUAUGUUCAGAUGUGCAAGGAUAAGGGGACGAGCCCAGAAGCCCCCCGGAAUGGCACCGUACACCUUUAUCUGACCAAACCACUCUACACGUCAGCACCGUCUCUGCAGCAUCUGUGUAGACUCAUCAUUAACAAAUGUACUGGUACCAUCUGGGGACUGCCUUUACCAACAAGACUAAAAGAUUACUUGGAAGAAUAUAAAUUCCAGGUAUAAGUGUUUUUUUUCCUGAACAUGCCUCAUCUAGAGUAUCUCCAAAUGCAGCUAUGUAAAAGAGAACCAAAACUUGAGUAACACUCUGGAUAACUAACUACGUGGAAUUCUUUCUAAGAACAGCUGAAGUCAGUCUAAUUUAAGUGUGUGAAGAGGUAGUUAGGUAUUUAAAGUUCCCCCAUAUGUUUUUUACCUGAAUGAUGCUUCCCUUCCUAAAGCUGACUGAGAUCAGUUGAUCCCUUUAAAGUGUACCCAGUGAAGGCUGUAAGAGCCUGUUAUCAGAAUACCUUGCCUUUCUGUAGGUCCUUUCCACUAGGUCAGAGGUCCUAGUGCUGGUGGUGGAUUAAGAGCUCCUCAUAGGAGCACUGAAGAAGUGGAAGGAACCAAGCUGACACAGGCUUCACUUCAAUUUCAUGAGCCUGGUGAUCAGAGCCUAUUUUAGGACAUUUUAUAUUUUGCAUUCAGAUAUAUGUAGGAGUUUUGUUAAACAGCUCGUGCUUGUGAAUAUUUAUCCCUCAUUUUAUGCAAUUAACCAAAUCAACCCCCAAAAAAAAAAAAAUUGACCGUGAAAUCCUGUACUUGUCUUUUUACUACAUGUAUGAACUCUCAUGUGAAUGAGUACUGUAGUAAUCCGUUUAAAGGGAGCCUUAUCUCAGAAAUAUCUCAAACUGGUGCAAAUGGGAAAGACUUCCUCUUUUCCUUUAAGGCUAAAGACAUGAAUGUCAUGCUAUACAGGUGCAACUCAAUCCCUGUUAAUAACACCAAUGUAGUAUAGACAUUGUACCCUGUUGAGGUAGCUGUGUUCCAACCUGUUGCCAUUGAGUUUUUAGAAAUGGCUUUAGAAAACUUCCAAGUUGUCCUUGAAUUGCCUAACCACGGACAUCAGCAGUUAUCUCCCUUCUACCAUGUAGAACACUUCGAUUUAAUUUUCUUCCACAUGGGGGGGGGGGGUACCUGCCUAUUUUUCAAAGUGUUUAUUUACUGCUGUUACUGUUUGAUUAGAAUGUAUUAAAUAAAAUUAAAGAACAACCUGUCUUUUACAAGUUGCAAUUACUUUGAAUUGUAGAGAACAUAACAAUUUCAUGACGAUAGAGGGGUUACCGUAUAAACUUAAUGUCAAGUGAAAUAAGCCAAAUAUUCAAAGGAAUAGAAUAUUACUUGCCUGUCUCUAAAGUUAUAGGGUAUAUCCUCACUUUGCAUUUCUGAAAGCAUGGUUCAGAAACUACAAGAAUUGCCAAGAGGCCUGGUCUUUUACGAGCUGAGUAGGCAUAACACUAAUGGCCUUUGUCUUUCUAAAAACACGGUUUAGAAAUUAGAAAAAUGAGGAUGUGGCCUAGUCUUUUACAAGUUUAAUAGACAUUACACAAAAUAAAAAUAAAAGUUUUAUGGCCAUUUUUUUUCUCUCUAGAUUGUCUUACGGCUGUUGCAAACAUACCAUCUUUUCUGGAGCCUAGAUGUUAUUUGUUUUGCCU